AUGAAUGAGAUGGGGAUUCGGAGGGUUGCCCAUGACCAGUCCACAGGGAGUGGGCACACCUUUGGCACCCCACGCCACCCAAGUAUCAUUGACCCUAUCCUGUCAAAGAGGGUCUGCUUCUACAAAAGUGGAGAUCCUCAGUUCAACGGUCUGCGCAUGGUCAUCAACAACCGCACCUUCAAAACAUUUGAUGCACUCCUGGACAGUCUCUCUAAAAAGGUUCCCUUGCCGUUUGGGGUGAGGAACAUCACCACUCCUCGGGGGGUUCAUGCAAUCUAUACUUUGGAUGAACUGGAGGAUGGGAAAUCUUACAUCUGCUCUGACAGCCGUAAGGUAAAACCUAUCAACCUGAUGCUGGCCAGGAAGAAGCUCCCCCCCUGGUACCACACCAGGCCUGCUAGUUCCCGUCGUCAGACAGUGCAGCAGGCCAGGUUUUUCCCUGGCCGGAACAUCCACAAGAAGGAGGCGGUGUUUGUACGCACACCAAGGAGGCUACUGGUUUUUCGCAAUGGUGACCCCACUGUAAAACACAGUGUGGCGCUUCACAAGAGGACUACACCCACUUUUGCGUCCAUCCUGGAAUAUAUUUCAGAGCUCAUCCAGUUUCAUGUGGUGAAAUUACACACUUCUGAUGGCAGACGUGUGGAUGGUUUUCCAGGCUUGAUAUUGUGCUCUGGGAUUGUAGUGGCCGCAGGCAAGGAGCCAUUCAAGCCUGCAAACUACCAUGCACAGAUAUCACCAGCUCCAACAAAGCUGCUGACCAACCGAAUGGGCCUCAGAAGACUAAAGGCUUUAAACCGUAAAAAGAAGUCCCGAUCAUAUACUUCAAAGACAAGAAAUUUCUCCCCCUCAUCCGAGAGGUAUAUUGUGAAUCGGAUCCAUAACUCCAUCGCAGAAGGUUCGUGUGACCUACCCAGUGACCACACAAACUCUGCUGAGUUGGAAUCAGGCCGUGUACUGGAGUCAGUAGCAGAAACAGAGGGCGACAUCUGCCUUGGUGAUGGAGCAGGAGGGCAGGACUGCACGCUGCCCACAGAGGACGACAUUGAGAAGUCCUUUCGCGUGAACCAAGAUGGUAGCAUGACAGUGGAGAUGAGGGUGCGGCUGACAGUUAAGGAGGAGGAAACAAUCCAUUGGACAACCACUCUGACACGCUCAAGUUUGGCCAAUCAGUGCAAUGCAAGCCAUUUAUCGGAGUCUGUGGCAGAGCAGGAGAUCGUCUCACUAAAGUCAAACUCUCUGGAUUUACAAAGUCCUGCUAUCUCCAUUGACACCAUCAACAAGGACAAAACUAAGGAUAACAACGACGAGGAUCCACCAUCGCUUGGCAAUGGAGUGUUCAGCGAAAGUAGUAAUGAAGAGGAUAAUAUCAAAGCACAGAUGGAUGUGGUGUCCCCCAGGAGAGCUCCUACACCGGGGCACAAGCAAAUUAGAAAAAAGCAAGCCUCUAUGGAGAGCAUAAAUUCAGUGACGGCAGAUGGGAUUCAGGAAGGGAUGGUUGGUUCUUACUCGUACAUAGAGCAGACAGAAGAUGGAGCCAUGACAGAGCAGUACUGCAUGGUCAAACAGAGUAGCGCUAGACCAGUGCCCAAACCUAGAAGACUUUGUUCUGUGGAUGCCAACAAUAUAAACGUCAGAAAUGUAUCCACUUUCAAAUCAGCAGGGAUGACUGAAAUUCUACAGAUUGAAUCUGGAGAGGAGGUCACUGAAACUGUCUUACAUAUAUAUGAACAGCAGACCUGCCAUGAUAACUUCCUUGCAAACCUUUGUGCACAGGAUAUGUCUGCUUCUGGGGUUCCCUUUUGCAGGCCAGCUACCUCAGACACUGGACACCUCUCCUCCAAUAAUGACUUUGAACCCGAGCUCUGGAGACCAUCAACAGCUUCUGAGUCAAUUAGCAUCUGGAGAGCUGAGAGCAUCUCUGUUACUUAUGAAUAUGUGGAAAAAUGGCUGGAGAAAGCCAAUCUUAACCCCACAACUUACCCAGAUGAGGAAAGCAAAACUUUAGAAACAGAGGCAGUUACUCUUGUACAAACAGAAAAUGGCAGGUGUGGGGAGUCUGAAAACAAGAACGGCUUGAUGAUUGUGGCAAAGGAGUCCAACAGCCUGCCUGACUUCUCCUCUCAUGUGGUUUCUACGUUUGGCUCAUCAUCUAAAGCUCUCCUCGCUUUCCUGUCCGUCAUGACCCUAAAGGAAGGCAUAACUAACAUAAACAUGGAAGAGCUGAAUGCAAACAAUGUCAGCUGUGCCGAGGCUUUAAAAAUGAUUGAUUCUCUCAGAGAAAUUGCCAGCAUUGAGGAUUCCCACGAGCUAAAAGUUAGUUUGUCAGAUUUACAGCGGUCAGCUUCGAAGCAGCUCCUGCAAAGCUGGAAGGGCUUUCAGGAACUCAGCGACAAAUGCAAGAGUCGCAGCUCAACACGAAAUGAUUCACAGCAAGAACUCGUAACCGAAGUGAGUCCUGAAAAAGACUGUGGCAUUGAUGAAAAUGUAAUUGAUGAGAUCAUGGAUAAUCUUGACAUACCUGAGAAGCUCAAGGACGAAUUGGCCUCUCUUUCAAUGGGUGUCAAAAGUGACAGUGACGAUAAAGAAAAGAUGUCUGCCAGGAUCAGUGAAGAUGCCAAGAUAUCCCAUUUCUCCAUAGAGGGUGCUGCUAAUGUCAAAGAUGUUACUCAAGAUGAGAAAGCUAAUGCUGAUCUGAGUUCCAUCAUUAAAAAAUUCACAGACAUUAACCAGCCAGAACAACCCAGCAUGGGUAGUAUAACAGAGACAGCGAAGGACAAAACAACUGAUCAGGCAACUAAAGAAGAGGAUAGCCAAUAUGGGCAGAACAGUGCGGCCAAAUUUCGACCAGCUGAACCUAAUGAUGAGCAGAUACCAGAAGAAAGACAGCUUUACAGUACAGUACUGUCUGUAAAUGAGAACGCGGAGGUUAUGAAGGCAUGUAUGGAGGUAGAAAAUCAAGAAAAUCAGGGCGAGAAAAAACAGCAGCACGGCCACAAUGAAGACGAAUCCAACCAAGAAAAGGCAAACAUGAAUGGCGUAAUCAGCAGCACGACAAAUCUUGAACAAGACAAUUGUACCUCUGAGGUAGAGAAGCAAGACAUGAAAGGCAAUAAGCUGCAGAUGCACAGUCAGGGGAACAUGAGUAUCCUUGACAAGGAGCUCCCCCAUGAUGCUGAGUCAGGUUCAGAACAGGAAGAGCAGGACACGUCAAGUGCCAAUAAAGAUUUAGAGCAGAAAGUGAGCAUUGAGCAAAGUGUGUCUAGCUCGGAAGCAGAUGAGCAACUUAGAUCAGAAGAGGAAUCAGAAGUUGAAUGUAAGGAGAUACAACAUGGGAGCAGGGAGAGUGAUGAUUUGUCCAACCCUGAAAGUCACUCUGAGGAGGAAGAAGACAAGCAACCAAGCUCCAAUAAUGACAUAGAACUCAAUGUAAGAGAGACAGAAAGAAUAUCCAGCCCAUACAGUCAAAACAAGUCUUUGUCAGAGGAAGAGCAACCAGAGGCUGGAUGUAAGGAGCUGAGCAACAAAGAUGCUUUGUCUAACCCUGCAAGCCCAUCUAACUCAGAGGAGGAACUGCAGAGUCAAGGAAGCUGUAUGAGACUGAAUGCCAGUGUUGAUGAAUGCACAUAUAUCUCAGAUGUUGAUGAGCCAUUUUCAGAGGAAGAGCAACCUGAGGCUGAAUGUAACAGACUAAAGGUCAUCAUUGGGGAAAGUUUGUCUGGCAGUGAGGAAGAGCAGGGGACCAUGGAGGAUGAAAAACACCUUGAUAAUCUUCCAGAUCACAGGGAACAAACAUGUAAAGCGUUGAUAGAAGAGACAGAGGAGGACAAGUCAGCUCUCAGCGCCCAGUCAGCUCCUCAGUCAUCAUUAUCUUUCAGCUACGAUUCCAGUGGCGUUAUAACCUCAGAGCCUGAAGGCAACAGGGUCAGAUACAUCAGGGAAAUGUUCCUGGCAAAGAGUGGCACAGAUGUAAAGCCCGGACAGAGAUGUUUCCCAAGCCCGAACACAUCAGAGCUGUCCAAGUUAAGAGCAGAGACCUCAGCUAGUGGCGGGUAUCAGUCUCAGACUUCAAGUGAGCUGUCUAGCGGCGAAGAUGAUUCAGCACGUAAGUCCAUCACCAAAGGUUUUGUGAGAAGAACAAUUGAAAGGCUUUAUGGCAAGAAGGAUGCUAAUCCUGAUGAGGAAGCAAAUGAAAGGCCCCCAUCUGCGCCAAAACAGAAAAAGAAAGAACACUCAAGCAUUUUCUCUCCCUUCCACAUAGCUGGGUCCAAAGCCAUGUCUGAGUUGUCUUACUUCAGUUCCACUAAUGCACUGGACACCUUAAGUGAAGCAACACGAUGCGUUGCUUUUAACGCACAAGUCGGGCCUGAAGAGAGUGUCCGAUGGCUCCUCAGAGAGAACACACUGAUCAGAAAGUCUGUUUCAGACCCAGUUGGAAUAAACAAAACCUUCACAAGCUCUCCUCAAGGCGGAGCAAAAUGCGAGGAUGCAGAAGAGAACGCCUCAAGUCCCCCUUUUAGCACAAAGUCUGACCUGGAAGACAAUAAGUCACUUUCAAGGAAGUGCACCUACUUUUCUUUGCCCCAUGCUAGUGACUCAGAUGCAUGUCAGGAUGACCUGAGCAUAGUUAGCAAGAGCGGUGAGAGUAUCACAGAUCCAAAGGACAAUUCAGGGGACACCAAAAUGGGGGCAGAUAGGAAUGGCUCGCUGCCAGUUGUUGGUAUUACUGACUUUAAGAUGAAGGAUAACAAAGUGCACCCGUUGACAGAGCCUCCACCUGAUGGUGAGGCUGUAGUUGUGCAGCCUGGGAAAGGUCAGGGUGUUAUGAACAGAAGGAUUCAGGAGCCUGACAUGCUGGACUUACUGUACAAUUUUUGUGGUCAGAAUUGUCCCAUCCUGUGA
Molecule: messenger RNA, 4902 nt
Organism: Micropterus salmoides (largemouth bass)
Lineage: Eukaryota; Metazoa; Chordata; Actinopteri; Centrarchiformes; Centrarchidae
Product: oxygen-regulated protein 1-like
Exons: 6
Coding region: 1-4902 (1633 amino acids)
Biological process (GO): photoreceptor cell development; retina development in camera-type eye; axoneme assembly
Cellular component (GO): axoneme
Source: RefSeq, a predicted model, not a curated record